AUGAUUGCCAAGGGAUCUCGCAAAAGAGCAAAGGCCAGCCCUUCUGGCGGAGACUCACCGUCCCCCGCAUCCCCGAACAACAAUGCCCGGAACAGCUCAAACGCUCAGACACAGAGCCCUACGAGCUGGUAUCCCGGAUCCUGGUCGGCUAUUUCUCGCGUCUACAAAGCAGCCCCAGUUACCGAGGUUGCCCGUGAGAGCAUAUCAGCCGCGCAAAAUGGAGCUUCAAGCUCCGUCAACACUUCCCCCAUCCUCACUGACACAACCAAUCGAUCCCGCCAUAACUCGAUUCAGCUUACUAAAAAGUCCGGGGCAUCUACGAGGUCGCUGCCUGCGGGUGUCACCACGACGCGGGUAAACAUUGCGUCGGACGGUUCAUCUUCCGCCGCAGCUUUAGACACAUUUGAAUCACGAACGAAUUUGCAUGAGGGCGCGACACCGGAAGUCUUGAAGUCAAAGCUGACCGAAUCGUCACAGUCUGUAGUAGAAGGUGAAGGCCCAAAUACCAACAUACCAGAACCCGAGAUCGAGAAUCCCCAGGCCACACAAAAGCAAACUGCGCAGCCGAGUGGGUGGCUUUCGUGGAUAUAUGGGAGCGGCUACGCUGAGGAUGAUAGUAUCACCAAAACAGAUAUUCGGCUCAAGACAGAUGAUCCCUCUGCAGAUGCGAUAACGAAUCAAACCGAGGCUCCAGGCACCGCAAGCGGCAACGAGGUUGCCAAUGCCCAGCAAAAUCUGAGGCAGAGUGAAACUACAGCACAGGAAGCGAAUACAGUCGAGACAGCUGCAACGCCCCAGAAGCGAUCGUGGCUACAGAUGUGGUAUGGUACUGGUCCGUCAAACCAACAAGAGCCACAGGCAACGGAGCCCACUCCGCAAACACAAUCACCUACAACCCUCUCAGAGAAUUACGACGUCCAGAUGACAGCGAAAGAGCCAUCCGAACAGGCUGAGAACGUACUGCCUCCUGCAAAGGGCACAGCGAAUGCAGUAAGAUCUUCAGGCUGGUCGUUCUGGUCCAAAGAUGCGUCGAAUGAUACGUCUGCAAUCAAACACCAAGAAGUGGAAGCCGUGAAAGCAACGGUGGCUUCAGAUCCUUCAGACGAACAUUGUUUUCCACCAACCAGAGACACUGCGACUAGCAUCUCCAGGAAAGAGACUCUGAAGAUCAAGUCAUCCAACGAGAUCCGCUUGAAAGAUGAAAAUCGCGUCUCAGCUGAGGCUAUUGCAACGUACACAACCCCUGCACCCUCUAAAGGGGCGGAAGGCUCAGCAUCGAAACAACUCCAGAAAAUUCUACCAAAUCAAGUCCUUCCCAAAUUCGAAGAUACCUACGCAGUCGAAGAGUCACCAUCCCUGCUGCGAUCCCUGAGCCGUUUAUUGCAUUAUUCCCAUAACCCCGAGCAUGUUCACGUCGCACGAGUGAAAGAGCCACCGCGCAUCAAACGAGCUCUAGCUAUUGGUGUCCACGGUUAUUUCCCUGCCCCACUGAUCCGGAGCGUGCUUGGUCAACCUACUGGAACCUCGAUUCGAUUUUCCAACAUGGCCGCCGACGCAAUCCGCAAAUAUACUUCAGAUCAUGGCUAUACUUGCGAGGUUGAAAAGAUUGCGCUCGAGGGCGAAGGUCGUAUCGCGGAGCGGGUGGAACUUCUAUGGAAGUUACUUCUUAAUUGGAUGGAAGAGAUCCGCAAAGCCGACUUUAUUCUGGUCGCCUGCCACAGCCAAGGCGUACCUGUGUCUAUGAUGCUUGUUGCCAAACUGAUCUCUUUUGGCUGCGUCAACGCUUCACGUGUAGGCGUUUGUGCUAUGGCUGGGGUUAACAUGGGUCCCUUCUCUUCUUAUCGUUCAAGAUGGAUAAGUGGCUCCGCCGGCGAGCUGUUUGAGUUUGAAUUACCGUUCAGCAAAGUUUCGAAAGAUUAUGAAAUUGCACUGAAACGAGCCCUUGAGUUUGGAGUUCGUAUCUCCUACAUCGGCAGCAUCGACGAUCAGUUAGUGUCGUUAGAGUCAUCGCUAUUCUCUCCCGUCAAUCAUCCAUAUAUUUACCGCUCCGUCUUUGUCGACGGCAGGGUGCAUGCUCCCAGUUUUCUCUCGCACCUUGUUGGAUUCGCUCUGAAACUACGAAAUUUGGGAAUUCCCGAUCAUGGCCUCAUUCGAGAACUGAGUAGUCCGCUAGCUGGAAGUCUGUACACAGGCGAAGGACACUCUAGGUUAUACGACGAGGAGACAGUCUAUUAUAUGGCUAUUCAAUUUGCCAUGGAAACGACGUCAGUUCCGAGUGCUGAGCUUAAUAUCAAACGAUCCAGCCCGAGCAUAUCUCCGAAUCCUUACAUCUUACCUUUCGCUAUGCGCGGUCUGCUCGAAGAAGAGUAUGUCAGGCGUGAGUUGCACGAAGAGACUAUGGAACUUCUGCGUCAAUUUGACGAUUGGAAGCCAUCUACCAAAGUUCUCAAAGACGUGAAGUUCAGGCUUGAAGGAAUUCGGUCAAAGCUUUGA
This is a messenger RNA of Penicillium oxalicum, 2493 nucleotides long. RefSeq lists its product as uncharacterized. NCBI's taxonomy places the organism in Eukaryota, Fungi, Ascomycota, Eurotiomycetes, Eurotiales, Aspergillaceae. Bases 1 to 2493 code for a protein of 830 amino acids. The record is from RefSeq and is a predicted model, not a curated record. The transcript is spliced from 5 exons.